Molecule: messenger RNA, 1980 nt
Organism: Aspergillus candidus
Lineage: Eukaryota; Fungi; Ascomycota; Eurotiomycetes; Eurotiales; Aspergillaceae
Exons: 2
Coding region: 1-1980 (659 amino acids)
Source: RefSeq, a predicted model, not a curated record
AUGACCCAGCUCCGUCGCAGUCGAAUUCAGUGUCUCCUCCCCAGGACCCUGGCUCUUCAAAGAACCCAGUUCCCCCUCCUGCGACAGCUACGGCAGGAGAUCCGAAGUCUACUGAGUCGAAUCAAACGGAUGACCCAGCUCCUGGCUCCUACAGACAACCCUGAGACAACAGGACCACCUCCAGUGCCUACCGAAUCUUCGAGUCCACCCACUCCUAAGCCUCAAACGACCAACCCUACCGAGAACUCCACACCAGGGUCUGAUCCCAGUGUGACCCCGGUAGAAACGGUCAUUGUGGUAACCAAGAGCGACGAAUCUUCUACCUGGACAGAGGAUGCGACGACUACCACAGAUGCACCGGUGUCCUCCAAAGUCACCCCGGGUCCAGAUCCUCCUGAGGCGACCGAACGCGUCCAAUCCCUUCUCGACAGGAUUCGAGACAAGAAGCCCGACAUUGACGAUUUCACUGACCAUCCAACUGAAGAGAAGGCUGACGACAUUCUGGACUUCUUCAAUAAGGAAAAGCCCGAAAUCGAUGACAUUCUGCCAACCCUCAACUCUGAGGGAUCCGAUGACAAAGGGGACUGCAAGGGAGGUGAUCCUUUAUCUCAGCUGUUCAAGACGGUCAAAUGCCAAUCCGACAAGAUCGGUGAGAUUAAGCCGAAAAUUGAAGAAGGCAAAACCAACCAAUUCAAAGACAUUGAAAAUAUCAAGCCCGUGUUGACCGACAUCACCGAGCCCUCUAACACCCAAAACAAGAACGACAACGACGACGACGACGAUGACAAUACCUCAUCAAGUGAUAGCUCGAGUUCCGACGAGAGCACAUCAACCUCAUCAGAAUGCGAAACUUCGACAACAGAAAAUCUGUACGUAGAGUGCUUUACCACGCCAGCACCUGGUCGCAGACGCCAAGCUGCCAGUGAUUGCAGCACUUCAACAGAGACCACCUCGGGUUGCAAUAUUGAUCCCAUCACCACCACCUCAGGCUGCACCGACGUAGUCACCGUCAGCAACUGCGAUGUCAUCUGCCCCUCGACCACGACAGUCACGCCCACAACAGGACUAGAAAUCGCCGCCAGGUCCGAGGCCCCGUCUACAGAAAGCUGUUCAACAGCCUGCUCAUCGCAAAAGGCAUGCAGCACGAAGGACUUGCCCCCGGCCACGACAGCAACCACGACCGAAGUGAAGACGACCACCGCGGAGGAUUCGUGUGCGACCUACGAUAUCGCCACGGUCACCCCCGACGGUGACGGACCCGAGGAGCCGAGCGAUGAGCCCAACCUGAUCUACGAGGAGCUGGAGCGCAUAGAUGCCGGGGAGACCCCUACUGCAUCGGAAACACCCACCGAGAGCAAGACGCCCGAGCCCAGUCCCUCACCAACCAGUAGCGAAGACGAUGAAGAAGACGAUGAUGAAGAUGAUGAUGAAGACGAUGAUGAAGACGACGAUGAAGACGACGAUGAAGACGACGAUGAGGACGAAAGCAGCUCUCCAACCCCAACCACAGAGCCAUCUUCGACCUCCUCAACACCCACCCCAACCAGCCAGAUGAUAUUCGUCCUGAACUAUAGGCCGGGCGACGACCACGACAGCCGAUGGGCAAUCUUUGCCCCCGAAAUGGACGACGACAGCCCAGACUGGUGCUCUACCAACUCUGACGCCUACCAGGGGUACUACCGGAUUGAGGAAACGCUAGACCGGUACACAGACGACGUGCCCUUUCCCAAUGGCGAUGGCGUCAAGUUUGAGAAAUUCGGCCUGGAUGGCCUCGAGAAGGUCCCCUGCGUCUACAGCGGUACCUGGGACGAUCCCGGCAAGCUGACCUGUCUUGGAAACGCCGAGGUGCAAUGCUCCUCGGACUUUGAUUGGCUUGAUGAACGGACGAAAUGCGGUGAUGAUGAUGAUGAUGAUGAUUACUCGGAUAUGGUGCCCAGAGUGCGAUGCAGUUGGGGGCCUGAGGCAAUGCGCCCUGGUUGA